Molecule: messenger RNA, 873 nt
Organism: Cherax quadricarinatus
Lineage: Eukaryota; Metazoa; Arthropoda; Malacostraca; Decapoda; Parastacidae
Source: RefSeq, a predicted model, not a curated record
AGCGGGGGUCACUGCUGCUGCUGCCAUCACUACCUGCUACUGCUGGCUGCUGCUACUGCUGCUGCUGCUGCUGCUGCUGUAUCAUCCACUCCUGCUGCUCUGGCUGCUCUCCACCAUCACUGACAACACUCGCUCUCCUCCCCUACAAUGGCCAAUGCGGCUGAGAGAGAGGAAGCAGAUAUGGACAUUAACUCGCCAGAACAAGCAGCAGAGAUGGAUGUUGGUACUACCCCAGAGUUGGACCAUCACCUUGACACUACUCCUUGCCAAGUUGACAAAUAUCUGGACUUUGUUGCUAUAAAUAAAAAUGGGCACCUCCUCAUGGGAAGCAGCAGUUUAACUGGACGAUAUUGGGGAGGCUCCAUAUGGUACUAUGAUGAUGUAGCACUUGCUCCACAUGUUGAGAAAUGUCUUGUUGGAUAUGAAGUUGGCUCUGGAGUGGCUGAUGGGGCAUUUGUUGAUGACAGCACAAUAAUAAUAGGACAGGAUUGUGGUUCGGUAGAGUUUCUGUCAAUAUCUACUGAGAGUACUGGAGCAAUGAUGACAAGUAUGUGUCGAGUUGAAGAGCAUCUUGAUGCUGUCAUCUGUGUACAGGUUACAUGUAAUAGAAAAACUGCACUUACUGGAUCUACAGAUAUGAGUAUAAGGAUGUGGGAUUGCCAAACUUCAAAUGUUGUUCGCCUUUUAUCACUGGCACACUCGCAACAAGUGACUGGACUAUCUGCUCAUCCAUCAGAUGAUCAGUUGUUCCUCUCAUCAGGAAUGGAUGGGAAUGUUCUUCUUUGGGAUUUAAGAUGUCAGAAGCCUGCAUCCUGUGAGUAUAUAUUACCCCUGGCAUACAGCACCAACAUGUGGUAAUUAAAAAAAUGUAGG